This is a messenger RNA of Myripristis murdjan (pinecone soldierfish), 5595 nucleotides long. It is a transcript of the gene amer2, whose product is annotated as APC membrane recruitment protein 2. Bases 105 to 2201 code for a protein of 698 amino acids. The record is from RefSeq and is a predicted model, not a curated record. The transcript has a single exon. Gene Ontology annotation, biological process: regulation of canonical Wnt signaling pathway. Gene Ontology annotation, cellular component: plasma membrane. Lineage: Eukaryota; Metazoa; Chordata; Actinopteri; Holocentriformes; Holocentridae. Gene Ontology annotation, molecular function: phosphatidylinositol-4,5-bisphosphate binding; beta-catenin binding.
AGAGAGAGGGUGAGUGUAUGCUGGGUGAGAGAGGACAGAGAGGCAGCUGGAGAGAUAGAGGGAGACGAUAGAGUGGGAGUGAUAGAGUACCAGAGUGCUAGAUAAUGGAGGUGCAGUCGGAGUGCAUGGAGCCUCCUGCGGCCCAAACGUGUGACCCCCAGCCCACAGGGAAGAUCAACAAAGCCGCCUUCAAGCUCUUUGGGAAGCGACGCACUGGCUCCGGUAUGGCCAGCUUUUUCUCCUUCAGGAACAAAGGAGCCACCAAUAACGGGAACAACGGGAAUUCCGAGAGCGGGAAUUCUGUGAAUGGGAACGGCUCAGCGGCAUCAGUAGAGCUCAUUAGGAGUAAAACGCAUGAUGGGCUAACGGGCACUAACAACGAUGCUGACGGACAGAGAGGGGAGGGGCUGGGAGGCCAGGAGGCAGGACCGGUAAGGUCUCUCAGCAAAUCACUGAGCUUCUUUUCUCUGCUCCGACGUGGGAGUUUGAGGGCGAGUGAGAACGGAGGGGCGGGGCUUGCCAGGAGAGGGAGGGGCCUGAAAGGCUUGUUCAGCAGCAUGCGGUGGAGACGAAAGGAUAAAACAAACGAAGGAGAGGGGGAGGUGGUGGAGGGGAGGCAGGCCAGGGAUGGGGAUGUCGCGCCCCCGGAUGAGGUAAAGGAUAUUACUCUUACCCUUGAGCCUCCUCCACACCAGCAUCAGGAGGAUCAUGGGAAUUCGGAGGCAGAACCCAACCUCCAGGCGGUGGAAACUCCCACUGCCAGCGUUACCAUGACACCCCCACACUGUGUUGCCAUGCCAGGGGCAUCUGGUGAGUCGGACUCUGUCUUUCCUUUCACACCCACCGACUCUCCACUGCACCCUCCCAUCUCCAAAGCCAAAGCCUCAAUUUCCAGCCUCACUCCGUCUCUCGCCACACCCCCUUUGGAUCGCUGCAGCGUCGCUGACCCGCCCUCAGAACCUUCCGUAGACCGCCUCUGUUCCCUCCUUUUCAAUGAUGUCACAUCCCUCAAGAGCUUUGACUCGCUGACAGGCUGCGGUGACAUUAUUGCUGAUGCGGAGGAGGAGGGACCAGUGGGCAACGGGGGCAGCGGCACCAGCAGCAGUAGCAGUGGAGGAGGAGGUGGGACCGUAGAAGUGGGAGGUGGGAAAGGUACGGGGAUCAUCAGCGCCACGCCUCAGCGGUCCCCAUCCAAACCUCCUUUGCCUUCCCAGUUGACCCAGCCUAUGUUCUCUGCUGUCCCCAGCUCGGUGCCUGCUUCCCUCCCUGCCAGGGCUCGGGUGCCACCUCCACCACAGCAACACCCAGCAGGCAGCGGGGUGGUGGCCUAUAUGGGUGGAGGAGAGGAAAUGGCAAGCCCAGAAGGAGUGGACGAUGCAGACAUGCAGGGGCUCUGGCACAUGCUUCCCUCCAUGGGGGACAACUCCCCCGCCCUGCCUCGAUCUCACCAACCCACCACCACCACCCCCACUGUCACCCAUCCUCCUCGCUCCACCACCAACGUCCCUGGCAGCCACCACACCUCAGGCCCUAGAGGUGCAGAGAGGAAGGUCCCCCAGGUUAAAGCACUAGGGCUCAGUAAGAUACCUGUUGUUGGGGUGUCAGGUGCCCGGGCAGCAAAACCCCCUCUCCCUCACACACAUGCCCGUCAUCCCACAUCACCCAGUGAAAAGGAACCACUCAGUGAUGAAGGCUACUGGGACACACCCUCAGCAACACCCACGGCGACGCCUGAUGAGGGUGGGUUGCAGCGGAACCAAAAACUUGCCCUGUCUCGAGAUAGUUGCUCCGGUGACCACCUCUACGACCUCUACAAUGACCCUGAAGAUGAAGGAGAGGAUGAAGAGCAAGAGGAACGUGAGGAUCUAACCAGUACUCCUUCUCCCACCACUGAAAACAAACUGAGCCCAUCCUCCCAAACCACCCCUCCCUCCUUAUCCUCCUCAUCCUCCUUCCGAUCCAUGAAAGGCAGCACCAGCCUUCCCCGAGAAUCCAAGAUCCCAGUCAGUACCAGACAGACCACACCCCCACACUCUGCAAGCCAGUCAUCUCUGUCAUCUGUCCUGGAAAGCAGUGCCCCUCCGCCAAAGACUGAAGCGCCCCCACCGGCUCGCACUAGAAUCCCUGUUUCCAAGGUGCCCGUCCGUCGCUCUGGAAACAAACCUGGCAACACAACCAGAGGACCCACGCACAGGAAGUAGUUUCCAUCAAAGGGGCAGUUUUUCUCCUACUAACUCGUGUACUUGAGUGUAUAUCACUACAGUGCUGUUUAUGUGGAGCCAAAAGUUUUCCCAGGCCAAGAAAAAUGUUGAGCUGUAGAGUUAACAGCCUAUAAAUUCCUCUUGAAUCUUAAAAGCUCUCAUUCCUGAAGUGUUUUGGCUUACAACAUGCUCUGGGAUAGAAUCAACGGCUUUGUCCGCUCAAGAAAGUCACGAGGAGACUCCAAAAGCUGGGUUCAGACUUCACAGCCCACACUGGAACUUGGGAGGUUGGCGCUUGACACGUCCAUGGACCUGCUGUGGACACAUUCGCCAUUUAGCCUCCUGGAAAAGUUCCUGACCUGCUGAACGUUCGGCAGCCCCUCUUGACAGUCUUUCUCUGGACAUCGUUGACAGCAAACACAGGUCACACCUGCACAUAGCAAAACAGAAAAGCACCUUUUGUUUCUGUUCCAUUUUUCUUGACUUUCACUUGAUAUGACUCAAUUUGCUCACAAGGGCCUAAUCAAAUCAAAGUUUUUGUUUGUUUGUUUUAGUUCGUCAUCUUAUCUAAACUGUAACAAAUUACCUCCUAAUCCUCUGAUGUUAGAGCCAAAGUUCUAAAACUCCAAUCUUCAUUCCACAGCCUCUAACACAGACAGGCACAGGAACACCGAUAUCCACAGCUUGGACGACGUGGAUUGACAACCUUUCGUUUGACUGUCAUCAUAUAUACUGUUUUGUUUUUUGCUGUUAUUUUUGUUUUUUGAAUAUGGCUUGUUUCUGACCGCACACUGACUAAUAUAUGUGCAAAUAUACAUAUGAACACUGAAAUCUGAGUGCAACUUUAACCUUUUAGAUCAGAUGAUCUCCAACUUUCCUACUAGUUACUACUAAUGUGGCAAAGCUGCCUUCCUUGAGGCCUGCCUACCAAGACAGAAUAUCCACCUUGGUUGGGAUGGGUUUACUCCCCUUUGUACUGACUGGCUGAUUUCCAACAUGGAUGACCUGGGUUUGGAUGCAGACUGCUGCAUGAGGAACUCAGUGAAACCACGCUUCAACACUGGAAAUACAUCCAUAGGAUGUCAAUCUCUCUGGGAUUUAUGACUACUGAAUUCCUGCCAAUGGAAACUUGCAAAGCUUUCGCAAUACUCUAAAUAGAAGGAUCCCUUGCACUGAUGCUGACAAACACACUUUCUCUCUCUUUGCGUGUGAUGCCACAUACAAGACACAAAGGUCAGGGAACAUCAUCUAACACUGGAGAAUCUUACAGACACACACAAACAUGUACACACAAACACACAUUUAAUGUUUAACCUUUGGAAAUCUCUUUUUUGUAGCUACACUGGAUGACUUUCUUAUCUAAGGUUACACACACGCAUAUAUUCACUUUUUUCCUAUUUAAUACUUCCUUCCUCACUGGUUUUCAUACUGUUUUUUAUAGGCUCCUCUUUCCUAAGUCAUACUGCACAGAACUGAAACUGUGAUUGCACCAGCUUCUUAACAGACUUCACUUUCUGCUCUUUAUGUUGUUCUCUAUGCGGGAGGGACCUACCACACUACAUGGGCUGAUGUGAGUGGAUGACAAGGAGGCAUCCUUGCUUUAUGUUGGCCAAUUUUAGAGGGUCAGGAUAUGCUCGCCAGUCAACUGUGAGGCUGAGACCCAAAACAGAUAAGGAGAUAUUCUGACAAGGUUUCAGAUAAAGGAAAACCUUUCAGUUAUGUAAUUAACUGGGUCACAACUUAAAAAGACAAAGUGAAAUUUGGUCGCUGAUGCUAAAUCAGGUCAGAAUUGCUGGAAACACCACAGUUUAUUUCACUCUCUAGGCUGCUCAAAAAACUCCCAUCACCUUUGCUCUCCUGGCUGUUGUACUUGUGAACUUGGUACAACUUCAUACCACUGGAGCUGUAUGUGAAUCUGAAUGUAGCUUCAUUUUACAUCGUGUAUUUCUCUCCGUUGUCCGUUUUUCUACUAGCCCCUAUUUUGUUUGGGGCAAGACAAAUCAUGGAGCUUACUGUUUUCUAAAGUCACCCGUGCUCUGAAAAAUUAAGCUUAAACUGCUGCGCACUGUGUGAGGCCUUGCAAGGCACCACUUGUUUUCUUAAUGAGGGGUUGUGUUGCAGUCCUAAAAGGCUUUUGUCAGUGAUUCAGUGAGACAAGUUACAGGAGGCAGAGUGUUCCCUUCAGCAACAGAGAGGGGGAGUUUCUCAGCAAAAUAUAUUCUGGAUGAUGCAAGGUUUCUCCUGUCCUAGCCACACGGGUAUCAAUGACAUAUUUGAGGGUCAGUCUAGGUCAUAUGCUUUCUAUCUCAUUUAGAAUGUGACAAUUGAUUCUUGACACUGAUCCAGGGUCAGAUAUCAUUUCAGCCUCCUAAUGCUGUAGUCUAGGACUGGCAACAAAGUAACUUGAUCCCCUGGCUGCAGUAAAAGGUUUUCGCACCAAAAAAACAGGGACUGGCUAAAGGUCAUUAUAGGAGCAGAGAAUGAUAAUGUAUGCUCAUGUUGUCUCUGCCUAUACUGCAGUCAUAGCGCCUUUAGUUUGUGGUCACUUUCAUUCCUUGGAGUGAUCACUAAUCUAAGAGUGAUUGGACUGGCAUAAAGAUGGCAAUAUAUGUCGUAUAUUGCCAUAAUGUAUUUUGGGUGAUAGAGAUGGGUAACGGUCUCAAAAGCCAACAAAGCUAGACAGAGCCUUGAAAAUGUACUCAAAAGGUUUCCUGGCAAUAAAAAAAUCUCUCUACAUGUUUAAAGCAACAAUGCUGAGUCAUCUUCAUAGAGGUUGUUGCCGUAACAGUUGCCCAAAGAGUUUGUCUGUGUAUCAUUGCUUUACGACAUGAACGGGGAAAACCACACUUCAACCAGUGAAAACUGUUAAUGCUCUUUAAUGGUCUAUGACCUAGGUACAUUUAAACUGAUUGUUACUUUAAGGUAUACUAUUAGACAUGGUGUGAAGAUUUUAUGUUGUUUAACUAAUGGACUACGUGUUCAAAAACAUGGUGUCCUCUUCGGUUGAUAUCAUUCAGUCCCCCUAUUCCACAGAGUAAUGUGUAAAUAGCAUUUGCUUUGCCUGUUCCUUUAAGUAUGACAUGGUGAGAGUGAGUAUUGAACCUCUGGAUGCAUUGCACUCUUGCAUUGUUUUAUCAAAAGUAAUGACAUCAAACCCAGAGGCCAUCAUAUUGACACACUUAGUCUUGCUCUUUCUUUGUUUUUCCCCCAGACUAAUGUUUUUCUACUCUCUGAUUACAAAUCUUGGCCAUUCAUGUGAUCACUCACUUCAAAAGAAAAAAAAAUCACACUGUUCUCCUUCCUUUUGUUACUGUCUGUCUCGUUUUGCUGUUCACAGUGUGAAAAUCGUUCCACCUUUUCAUUUUUAAUGAAUAAAACUGUGUGUUUGCGCUGA